Closterium sp. NIES-65 is the source of this 3996-nucleotide messenger RNA. The record is from the annotation of a GenBank genome assembly. NCBI's taxonomy places the organism in Eukaryota, Viridiplantae, Streptophyta, Zygnematophyceae, Desmidiales, Closteriaceae.
AUGAUCCCGUUCGAGCUGGAGAAGGAGAUGCAUGCGGUGAAGCCAUCAGUGAAGGCUCUACUAGUCUACUUGCGGACGAAGUUGUCGGAUAACGCUUUGGAUGGUCUCGCGUUUCAGGAGCUACUACCGACGUACCUAUCGCAUAUUCACUUCUGCCGUCCUCAAGUCACGCUCGCCACGGCUGCUGCUGCGGAGGUGGUGCGUCAGCACCGGGUGGAGCACGUCGUCGGAACCACGAAGCACCAUUUCGGUUGGCUGCACCCGGUCAACCGCGCUUUCAUGAAGGUGAAGAGCGAUCUGCCGGAGGGGGUGGAAGUUUUGCUUGAGGGGAUACCGGCGGAAAUCACACCGCUCAUUGUCUACGAGUCGCUGGUGGUCGCGUCGCUGCAGAAGAGCGGGGUUUCACCGCGUGCGGCCUCCCUCCAUUCGGCAGGGGUGGUGAGGAAGAUCCUCCGGGACCCGGCGCUGGUCCUUAUCUCAACGGGAGCCAACGUGGAGGAGUGGCUCUGUGUUCAGGAGUGUUGCGAGUGUGCGCAAGGGGAUACCUUUGCCCAGGCAGCGGCUCACAUCGGUUCCUUCAGCCACGGUGCGGCGUUGGGGUCGGCGGGUGUUGUGACCCCGAUACCGGCUGGGAGCCAUCUGCUGCUUGCAGGGGAUCUGAACAUCAUUGAAGAUCUUGCACUGGAUAAGACGUCAGGGCUGGGCUCAAGGGGGGAAAAUGACAGGUUAAUGACCAUCUGCAGCAGCUUCGAUGUCCGAGAUGCCUUCAGGGCACUCCAUCCAUGUCUGCGAGAGUACACCUUUUACGCAACGGCGGUGCAGGAGAGUACGAGGAUUGACCGGAUUCUCCUCUCGAAUGCGCUGAUUCAUCAAAUCCAGGAUGUGCGGCAUGUGGGGUUGACCAAGAAGUCCACGGACCACUGGUCCGCGGUCCACCUGCAGCUCAGUGCGGGGGGAGACGGGGAGCUAGGCCCGGGGCUCUGGAGGCUUCCGGCGUUGCAAGUGCCACGCCCUGGGGUGCAGCGGUGGGUGGAGCAGAUCGUUAGAAGGAACACAGAGAGAGGAGGGGAUCUGGAGGCGCUGAUGGCGUCUCUGACGGUGGGCCUCAAGGCCUACACUGUGGAAGAGCGGAAGCGGGUAGCAGCUACGACGGCGCACCUUGAACGGGAGGUCGGGGAGCUGAGGCAGCAGAUGAUGCGCAAACCUCGCUGCUCGCGGGCGAAGGCGCGCCUGGCAAGGUGUGAAGCCAAGCUCAAGGCCUAUGUGGAGGGGAGAUGCCGUAAGCUGCAGGAGCAAGCGGGGAUCAAGGUGGAAAUGAAUAGGGAAGCCCCCACGGGUUUCCUCUCGUCCAGAGUAAAGGCGCGGAAGGCUAAGACACGCCUGGCAGAUGUACUGUACCAGGGGCCCCGGUAUGAGGGGGCGAAGGAGGCGCUGGCUGCCGCGUCGGACUUCUACACCAAGUUGUUCGCAGCGGGUGCGGACACACAGUUGGAUUGGUCGGUGGACAAGCGUCUCUCCCUGGAGGACGUGGCGGCGCUCAGUGCGCCCUGGGAAGGGGCGGAGGUCAAACGUGCGCUGGCGGAGAUGGCGCCGGGCAAGAUGACGGGGCGUGAUGGUCUCCCGAAGGAGCUCUGGGAGUCGCAGUGGGACCUGCUGGGGGGUCAGAUGAUGCAGUUUCUGAAGGGCUUUGAACGGACGGGGGCACUCCCUAAGGAAUUCUCAACUGCUGUGACUGUGCUCCUGCAUAAGAAGGGUGCCAAGGAUGACUUGCAGAACUACCGCCCGAUUACACUGUUAAGCACGGUGCAAAAGCUGAUUGCAAAGGUGUUGGCGAACCAGAUAAAAAACAAGCUGGAGAGCAUGGUGUCAUCUGGGCAGUUCGACUUCUUACCCGGAAGGAGCAUCGCUGGCGCGGUGGCGGUUGCGGCAGACGUGAUUGAUGCUGCGAACGCAGGGCAGGAGGACUGGCUCAUGCUCCUGUUUGACUUCCGCAAGGCUUUUGACUCAGUGGCGCGUGGGUACCUGUUUGACGUGCUGCGAAAGAUGGGCUUCCCGGAGGCUUACGUGAAGUGGGUGGAGGGGCUGCAUCAGGGCGCAUCGACCCGUAUCUGCAACGAUGGCUGGCUGGGAGAGGAGGUCCCAGUCUCGACCGAGGUGACGCAGGGAUGUCCCCUCGCGCCGUACUUGUUCCUGUGCGCGAUCGAGCCCUUCUGCCAGGAGGCGAGGAGGAGGUGGUUAGGAAUCAACGUUGAGGAAGCAGGAAGACUGACAUACCUGGGGUACGCUGAUGACACUACCUUGCUGCUGAAUGGCCGUUCGCAGCUGGGGGACGCGGAGCUGCUGCUGAAGGAGUUUGAAAAGAUGUCAGGGCUGGCAGUCAACUGGGACAAGUCGGUGGUGCUGCCGCUGGGGAGGCAACGCGAUAUUCCACCGCCUGCGGAUGGGGCCUUCAAAUGGGCGUCGCGCGAUGACCCGGAGCGUCUUUUGGGGGUUUGGAUCACACCGGGAGGAGACGCAAAGCCGUCACGGAAGAGAGCUUUAAGCAGAAUGGAAGCAGAGCUGAAGAAAUGGGAGGCGAAGUUUCUUACCACUACGGCGCGUGUAACAGUGGUCAACGCGUAUGUCAUGCCCAUCGCGUUGUUCCAGGCGCAGAUUUACCCCCCGCCGGACACGAUUUGGGAGGAGCUGAGGAGAUUGUGCCACGCUUUUGUCUCCGGGGGACGUGCGAACUCGGAGCCGGGCUUCAUUCUCUGGAAUGGGGAUCUCAUGCAACUCGAAAGGGAGGAAGGGGGACUCGGGGUGAUAAACCUGAAGGACCGGCUGGAUACUGAGGCGCUGCACUCGCUGGCGCAGCUGCUCACGGAGGAAAUGCCGCAGCGGCGGUUGUUGGCAGAGCGUGCGGCGGACUUCCCGCUUGGCUAUGCCUCCCUCCUCGCGCAUGAGGCGCUGCUUAAAGCGUGGGGCACAGGGAGUGAACGGUGGAAGGCAAUCACAGCGGCGGCGAUGAAGUCGCCGGUUGUCAUAUACAUGGCGGUAGGGAGCAGAUGGGAUAUCGAGAAGGAGCGGGUGCUCUUCAACAGGCACAUCCUGCGUGACGACAGCUACCCUUUUGGACGGCGCAAGGGGGAUGAGUGCCUCCAUGAGAUUAUGGUGGGGGGCCUGCUCAUGAAGUGGGCAGAUGGCACCAGACGCUGGAAAUCAUCAGACCGUCUAGCCCGUGACUUAGGCAGCAAGCAGGCAGCAGAAACAGCCAUGGCGGUCAAGGAGGCGCUAAGUGACGACUGGAAGGCGCGGGUCUUGAAGCCGCUCACGUCGGAUGAAUUGGCAGAAGCCACAACGGUGGUGAGAACGACGACGAGAGGGAUAAAGAUGUGGAAGGUCCAAAAAGCCCACGGCAGCCUGCUCUAUUGUGUAAAGAUGUGCCUGCACGAGGACGGGAAGUCGUGGUUUAUGCCUGAGGGAGCGAGGGUUAAGGCGCUGUCCGUGUCGGAAGUCACGCCGAUGGCGGUGAUGGGGGGCGAGGUGGUCGGGGAGCUGGGCGAGCCACGCAGCAGGCUACUAAAAUCGGAGCUCUGCGUGGGUAAGCUAGCGGCCUCACUGAAGCAGCUGAGAGAAGGACUGGGGGUGAGGCACAAGCAGCCGGUCAAGCUGUCUCGUCGUUCAGAGUGGGAGCAACUGUGGGGGAAGAAAAUUGACUGGAAGCGGGCGAUUGCGCGCAGAGACUCUCAUGUGGUCCCCGCAAAGGCGCGGGAUGUCCUGCUGCGAGCCCACUGUUUCAACCUGCAGGUGGGGGAUCGCUUGAAGUUCUUGGGGGAGCGGGCGAAAUGCCCGCACUGCGGGGAGGCAGAGUCGGUGGACCAUGCAUUGUUCUCCUGCCGGGUUAUUCAGCCGGUGGUGGGGGCUCUCAAGGAUGCGAUUCGCUGGUUCAAACCAGCGCGGAGGGCGGUGACCUGCUAUUCCAGCGCGGGGGAACUGCUUCCGGUCUUCCGGAACUGA